This is a messenger RNA of Drosophila rhopaloa, 1241 nucleotides long. It is a transcript of the gene l(3)72Dr, whose product is annotated as gamma-glutamyl hydrolase. Lineage: Eukaryota; Metazoa; Arthropoda; Insecta; Diptera; Drosophilidae. Bases 26 to 1045 code for a protein of 339 amino acids. Gene Ontology annotation, molecular function: gamma-glutamyl-peptidase activity. Gene Ontology annotation, cellular component: vacuole. Gene Ontology annotation, biological process: tetrahydrofolylpolyglutamate metabolic process. The transcript has 2 exons. The record is from RefSeq and is a predicted model, not a curated record.
CGUAGUCGCAAAGCGGAAAACGACGAUGGCGGAGAGUUGGGAACCCCUCAACCAAAUACCAACAAUUGGCGUGUUGUGCAUUGAUAUUAGCAGUAAAUUGCAGGAACACUAUGGUCGGAAGUUCUAUAGCUAUAUAGCAGCGUCCUAUGUGAAAUUUUUGGAAACAUCCGGUGCCCAUGUAGUACCCAUUUGGAUCGGUCGGGAUCGAGCAUAUUACGAAUCGAUGAUGGGCCGGCUAAAUGGCAUCCUUAUGCCGGGUGGAGCGGUAUUCAUUGACGAGGCUGAUAGGAAUGCCAAUCCGGAUCUGACCAGCGAUUGUGUCCAGAGUGCCGAACACAUUUACCAGCUGGCCAUGGAGCGGAAUCAGAGGGCAAGAAAGCAGGAUAAUGCCGGCGGAUAUUUUCCAGUUUGGGGUACUUGUCUUGGCUUCCAGUUGCUCCUAAUCCAUGCCGCCGGAGAACCCAAGAUUCGGACUGAUUGCAAGCCUAUGCGGAUGGCAAUGCCGGUUAAAUUAUCCACGGAUUACCACAAAUCUCAGCUACUUAAUACUCUGACGGAUUCCGUGGCUGAGGAGAUGGGAAAGCAACCCUUUGCCUGCCAUCAACAUCGCUAUUGUAUCACUAAAGAGAGUUUGGAAUCCUAUGGUCUAGCCAACGAUUGGAUUCCCUUGGCCACACAGAGUGACUCGCAGGGUUUGGAGUUCAUUACAAUAAUCGAGCACCGUCGUUUUCCCAUCUUCGGCUGCCAGUUUCAUCCGGAGCGGGCUGCUUUUGAGCAGCUCUUUGUCUCGAAGGACUCCAACUACUUGGCGCAUACCGCUUCUGGGAUCGAAUUGUCCCAAAUUUUCGGCAGCCGAUUUGUUGAAGCAUGUCGUCGCAACAGUAAUCGAUUCGACACUCCCAAAUUAAAAGCUCGACAUCUCAUCUGGAAUUGGCAGCCCGUUUUCUCCGGCCAAUUAGAGAUCUCCCACUGGCUGCAGUGCUAUCUUUUUGAGAAGGACGUGGACUAUCCGGAAGAUCGAAACGAAUCUGUGAAAUCUACCUAAACUGGUGAUUUGUGAUAAAUAGAAAAGAAAAAAAUGAUCUAAAAUAUUUAUUAAUCGAUGAAUUUGUAUGUUGUAAUUUUGUAAGUUAUAUCCAACGCUGUUACCCAAUAACAAUACUUAAUUUGUAUUUAUAUUAUUUUACUCAGGCCAUAUGCAGCAUUUUAAUAAAUAAAGUCAAUGUUUUAUUUAAUACAUA